AUGACUACUCCAAAGCGACCGCAGAGUGCUACAGGCGACACUCCAUCCACGUCGCAAUAUCACUCGGCAUACAAUGGUUACGUGGCUGAUCAGGGACGCUUCAUGCACUUUAUCCGCUCGCCUGAUCAGUCACAUCUCGAAUUUGGUUAUUGGUGCUUCUCCACGACCCAGGACGAGGCUCGCGCCUUUGGGCGUGGUUACCAUACGCCGGAGGAAAUUCUGAUAGCCGCCGACAGUGGCGAGGGCGAGUUCGCCGACAUCAAUAUGCUCUGGAUACCAGGCCGUGUCGACAGAGUUUUGAAGUCCCAGAUCUGUGGAAGCGCAAAGCAACACACUCGUGCAAUCUACGACAUGAGGGUCUUCUUAGGGAAGUCGCUGUCGUUCAGAGGCUGUGCGCCUACUUAUCCCAUGGACCAGAGACUCGAGGACUAUUGGGCCAGCAGGCGCAUUCCAGCGUCGGUACUGACAGAUCCUCCUGUGCUGCAGUCGACCAACAGACCUCCACCACCUAUUCAGAUAACGCGCCUGCCGUCACCGGCCAUCGGGCCAAACACCGGACCGCAACGGACGUAUAUCGACAAUCCACGAACACAAAGUGUCUACGGAAACACUUUCUUCAGUCCUGUGUCGAAUGGGACAAUCAGCUCGAGAAUGCGAAGCCCAGUAUAUGUUCCAGUCACGCGUGCUGGUACACCAUCUAGUUCAUCACCAGCUGCUGCGCCCCCAUCACAAGUCUCACCCACUACAUUUGCGCAGACAUAUCAAUCCAAUGACCGAGCGGCAUUUGGUGGUCAUGGAGCGCAGGCCAUGAGCAGUCCAAACGCCGCAGCAGCUCAUCCUCAAAACACUGCUCACCAAGUUCAAUAUCCGACAGGCGAUACGAACUAUCACAAUGGGCCUACUCAUAAUGUAACAUACCUCCAAGCACCUCCUCCGCGCCGUCGACCUCCGUACAGUUUGCAGUCUCCAUACCUUGUUCCAGGGUUGCUACCAAAGCCUUUUCACAACGCAUCAAGCCCAGUUCAGAUGCAGAGCCCAUAUGCAGCUCAGCAAAAUGUUCAAUUUGCUAACACAACUCAGGCUGGCGCUCCGUCGGUCGUCCAGCGCCAGACAGCAUAUAGGUCGCAGCCCUACAACUCAACCCCGUACGGAGCACCGGCAGCGCAGUCCGCUCCUUGUCCCCCUGUCCCAUACAAUGAAAGGAAACCGCUUCGUACACCACAGUCAUAUGGUGUUCAGGAUCUUCCAGGAUCGCAUCCCCGGCCAAUCGCCCAACACAAUACUCCUGGAGCUAACAGCACACUAUAUUCGAACUUCGAGCUUCCAACCAUGCACCAAACUGGCCCUAUGCCGCAGCAAUUACCAAGUUCUGCUACAAUUACUGAUCCACGCCUAGUAGGACAUGACCAGAAUCCUGGUUCAGCGGCAGCUCCGAUAGACUUUUCUUUCGAAGACGAUGAGCCAAUAACGGUCGCACCAGACGAGGUCGUGGUAGAUGAAGGUACCACGACUGCAGCAGGCGUCACCACUGCAGUUCGCCAGCCUGCGCCCAUUAGUGAACAGAUUGAGCCGGAAACUCGGCAGAUCAAGUCGCUGCAACGUCAAUUGCUAACAGACGGCAAUGAUGAGGGAAGAUUUAAGAGGCCAGAAACUUCGGAUAAUCGCCAGGAUUCACUCACAACGACAUCAGACCAGUUACCUACGCCUGACGCUGUGCUUGAGAUGCCAUGUAUGGAUUGUGGUGAGGAAGUCGAGAAGGGCCACAAAGCAGGCUGUCACCUGGGUGAGAACUCAAAUACAUUCAUCGCCAACCCGAUGCAAGCUAAUGAAGUGACAGAUAUUGCUCCAAUGAAGCUUACUGUACUCGAUCACCGCGUGCUUGCUGACUGCGUCGAGCGCUUUGAUCCUGGUCCGUGGACCACUCACCAAGGACCUCCAGCAGAGCCAGAGCUAGAAACCCCCGAAGAUCAAAUACGGGGAAUGGCAGACAUCAUCAGGAACGAAGAUACGUACAAGAGCGAUGCUGAGUUAUGCCUCCUGCCUGACGAUCUCAUGAUUCUGGCAUGGGCGAUGAAGACUGCCCCCAACAUCGAGGUUAUUUGCGAGUAG
This is a messenger RNA of Parastagonospora nodorum SN15, 2109 nucleotides long. RefSeq lists its product as hypothetical. The transcript has a single exon. The coding region runs from base 1 to 2109 and encodes 702 amino acids. The record is from RefSeq and is a predicted model, not a curated record. Lineage: Eukaryota; Fungi; Ascomycota; Dothideomycetes; Pleosporales; Phaeosphaeriaceae.